ACACUGUAAAUGUAUAAACACGUGGUCAAUCGCCAUAGCAACUAUCUAAUCUGUUUCCAUGGAAAUUCUAAUUAGCAUUCGCGAAAAUUAGUCGUCCUACGGUAUUCUUGUGGUUUGACUGGUUUCCUGUGAUGGCUGAACAGGAAGGAGAAGGGUACACGUACCCAGCUCCUGGUGAUGAAAGUACUGCAGACCAAACCAGGGUAUUUGAGCCAUGCUUUGAAGCUUUAAUCACUGAAAACUUUUAUUAUUAGACUACAGAAGGCGGUGUACUUGUUGUUGAUGAUCGAUCAUCUGAAGACAUCAUUAAACAAUUAGUUGGGCGUGUUGAUACUCUUUCCAUCGAAUACAAUAAAAUUCUACUUACUGUAGAUGAUUUAAAAAAGAGGAAUCAGCAGGACCAGAAUGUUAAGGACCAGCUCAGUGAUAUUGAAACUCGCCUCACUGUUUUCACUCAGCAAGCCUUCAUGAAUCAUCGAAAAAGGAUUGUUCACGAGUCUAAGAAUUUCGCAGCAAAAUUGAAAGGCUUGUCUGAGAGCAUUGAUCAGGAAUCAGCAAAAUUUGAAAGUAUCUUGGAUAAUGCAUAUAAGAAGAUGGACGAAAUUAGUGAUCAAUUUCAAAUGUUUCACGCUACAUCACAUGCAUAUCGUUACCCCAUCACUGUGUUAUCUGAAAAAGUAGAGGACCUAGACACCCGUGUCUCAAUUCUUGAAGGAGGUGAAGGAAGAGCUCAGUCUCUUGAACCGCAUGAUCUAGAUGACGAGGAUCACCAUGAUCUAGCUGACGAGGAUCACCAUGAUCUAGCUGACGAGGAUCACCAUGAUCCAAUCAUCAUGAAUGAUUAAUAAUUUUUAAUUUUGUAAUUUCAAACGAGUUUGUUUUGUCAGGUGUGUUGUGUAUGCAUAGAUAUUAUACACCAAACUGCUGCGAACUGUUAGAUAUUAUUGUCCAGCUUUUUUCUUAAUAUUUUACUUUUAGGUUUUUGCUGUUUUUGUUAUUUAAAAUAAUGCAAAAUGGGGUGUGGAGUGGAAUCUUGAUCUUGAGAGAAGGGAGGGUUAAAAAUUGAUCAUUAUUCAAUUCAAUUCAUCUUUUAAUCAUGCUUUCUGGGAAGAGAUUAUGGCAAGUUAGAAGAACUCGUUACAGUUAUAACAUACUGGGACUCGUCAAAAAAGGAGAGAUUGAGAAAGCUGAAGAAGUCCUUCAGAGUAUGAUAGACCGUCGUGUGUAUCCUGAUAUCUUUGCAUAUAACGCACUCAUUAAAGGAUAUGUACUGACCAGUGAUGCUAGAAAAGCUUUUAAAACAUUUAAUAAUUUAAAGAAGAGAGGUCUAAUGCCAUCAGAUAUUACCUAUACAAGCAUGUUUGCCGUAUGCGGUCGAACGAAAUCAGCGGAAAUACUCGAUAAAGUGAUGAAAGAAAUAGAAAGACGUGGAAUGUCACUGAAUACAUUGUCAUUCAAUGCAAUGCUGACAGCAAUGGCUAACUGUGGGAUGGUUGAUGAGGUUUUUGAUGAAGUUACUAAACUAGACAAACCUGAUAUAGACACAUACAGGUCACUCCUUCUUGCCUGUGCUAGGAGUAGUAUGGAAAAAUUAGAGGCAGUAUGGAAGAGCAUGAAAGAGAGUGGUAUCAAGCCAAACCGUCAAUCCUACAAUGUACUCCUCCUCUCUCUUAGAGAUAGCUCCUUACCCCAUCACUUGUCAGCUGCUUCAAGGCAUACCACAUCUGUACCAAACUCCACGAAAACCUUACGAGCCAGGAGAGAAUUCAAACUUGAUCUUGGGAGUAUGACAUUAACUCUAUAUGUUUCGGAUAAACUAAGAUGGCUGGAAACUGAAGAUAUCAAAAAAUUUCUAACUUCCAUGAAGAGGUCCAGGAUACAUCCAGAUGUUCGGAUGCUCUCUCUCCUGGUCUGCUUGUCGCCAAACGUCUUCUCGAUACUUGAGGAUUGUAAAGUGGCACUGGAUAAACCUUUUAUGAAGACCGCCAUUGAUAGACUAAGAGCUCUUGGAGACAUAGAGGGAGUAGAGGCUUUGAUCAGUAUUGCUCACAAGCAUGGAGUCCUCUCAGACUUAGGAAAAGCAAAGGCGUGUCUCACAUCAAAGGAAGUUGGAGACUUUUUAACAAGCAUUGAGGAAGAGGCUCAACAUGAAGAAAUGAAAGAUGAGAUUAUUAGGAAGAGAUUGGAGGAAGUUCACGAGGUCUUGAUUCAGAAAUCAAUAAGAUACAAAGACUAUGAUACUGUCCAUAAAAUAUUAAAGAAAAUCAAGUAUGCUGAAAUAUUGCCAUCUGAUGAUAUUGUGAUGCAGCUGGACUCAUUAAUGGAAAACCCUCCGCCAAGAGAAAAAGUCCGGCUAACUUAUAAAUUCAAUGGAAUGAAAGGAUACUACAUAUUAUGGAGAAGGGCAAUGGGGCUUGAUGAUUGGCCUGGUGGAGAACAAUAGACGUUCCAAAUAAUGAGAAUAAUAAUAUUUAUUGUAAAUUAUAAUAAUUAUUCAUGAUUGUUAAGGACACGACUCUUGAUUUUUUACAAUUUUCUCUUCAUUAUAACAAUAACAAUGAUUGAUUGAUUAUCAGAUACAUAA
Messenger RNA from Amphimedon queenslandica, 2584 nucleotides. RefSeq names its product pentatricopeptide repeat-containing protein At5g65560-like. Bases 1097 to 2443 code for a protein of 448 amino acids. The transcript has 8 exons. NCBI's taxonomy places the organism in Eukaryota, Metazoa, Porifera, Demospongiae, Haplosclerida, Niphatidae. Gene Ontology annotation, molecular function: protein binding. The record is from RefSeq and is a predicted model, not a curated record.